AUGGAAAUGAGUCAAACGCCAUCUACUAUGAAAACUGAGCCUGUCUCUGUAUCCGCAAAUCAAUUGAAAACAACGGAAAAUUCAUGGAAAAAGAUGCUGUCGAUCAUUGCGAUGAGCACUAUUUUUGCAUGUAUUAUAACCAUAGUCAUUGUUUUACCAUUGGUAUUAAAAAGAAGUAAUGAACUACUAUCCGGCACCAACCAUACAAUUAUAUCCACCACUGCAACCAGUUUUAACUCAUCGUCUAAUUUAUCAUACGACUAUAUGAGUGAGCUAACACAUCAAAGCAAAGUAUUCUACUCAACAAUGUCAUCAAGAAAACUCUACUAUGAAGCAUUAAUGAUAAAUAUAUCAAUGAGUGGAAACUAUACAUUUACUAGCGUUAGUAGUAUUGAUACGUAUGGUUAUCUAUACUAUAAUGAAUUUGAUCCAUUGAUGCCUUGUCAAAAUCUUCUGCAAGAAAAUGAUGAUAUUGCAGAUGAUGUUUUACAAUUUCAAAUUCAGUUGACGCUUCAGUCAUUUGUAACGUAUAUUUUGGUAGUUACAACAUAUCAUUCAAAUAGAACAGGAAAGUUUUCAAUCAUCAGUCAAGGUCCGAAGAAAGUCCAAAUUAUGCGAAUGAAUUCUGUUCAAAUAUCAGAUCUCAUCGCACUGAUCCAUCCUAACGAUAGUAUCUAUGGCGUGUACAAUACGACUAUGGGCGCUGAUAGUACAGCUUCAACAGCAGGUUCAACAGUCGGCAAUUAUCCCCCAGCAGAACGACCGGAAAAUGCGAUUGACAACAACACUUUAACGAAAUAUUUGAACUUCGGCUCAUGUAUUAAUAAUGGAUAUGGAAAUGAUGAAUGUGGUCUAAAUACUGGCUUUUAUUUAACGUUGAAAAGAGGUUUGUCAAUGGUGAAAGCAUUUCAAAUCUGUGUAGCCAAUGAUCAGGUGAGACGUGACCCAAUACGAAUCACGUUAGAAGGAAGUAAUGAACAAGGAGCUAAUCUCACGUUAGGUAAAAGUUGGACUCUUAUAUAUAAUGGAUUUACUGGUCUAGGAGUGUCUCCGGCGAGAUAUGACUGUGCAACAAGACAAUGUGUCAACAACUCAAUUAGUUAUACAAGUUAUCGCUUUCUCGUCACUCUGAAACGUGGAUCAGAUGAUUCCGUUCAGUAUUCUGAAAUACANCGAAUCACGUUAGAAGGAAGUAAUGAACAAGGAGCUAAUCUCACGUUAGGUAAAAGUUGGACUCUUAUAUAUAAUGGAUUUACUGGUCUAGGAGUGUCUCCGGCGAGAUAUGACUGUGCAACAAGACAAUGUGUCAACAACUCAAUUAGUUAUACAAGUUAUCGCUUUCUCGUCACUCUGAAACGUGGAUCAGAUGAUUCCGUUCAGUAUUCUGAAAUACAGUUCUAUGGCUAUUAA
This is a messenger RNA of Adineta ricciae, 1410 nucleotides long. Lineage: Eukaryota; Metazoa; Rotifera; Eurotatoria; Adinetida; Adinetidae. The record is from the annotation of a GenBank genome assembly.